Brassica napus (rape) is the source of this 1108-nucleotide messenger RNA. Its product is annotated as F-box/FBD/LRR-repeat protein At4g26340-like. Bases 27 to 548 code for a protein of 173 amino acids. NCBI's taxonomy places the organism in Eukaryota, Viridiplantae, Streptophyta, Magnoliopsida, Brassicales, Brassicaceae. The record is from RefSeq and is a predicted model, not a curated record. The transcript has a single exon.
UCCGUCCUUCUGAUGAGAAAGGGACCAUGAUCAGCUUGCCUAGUAGCAUGUAUACAUGUGAAACACUAGAAACCUUGGAUCUCUGUGAUUGCCUUCGUUUGGAUGUUCCUUUUUCUGUUCGUCUCCCGUCUCUGAAAACUUUGGUACUUAUAGACGUGGAGUACGCAGACAACAAGGUGUCGUCUCUUACAAGGCUUUUAUCCGGUUGUCCUAAUCUUGACUCUCUUUUUUUGGUCCAUGAUAACCUGGACGUGGCUCUCAUGGUUCCUUCUCUUCGGAAAUUGAGAAUGUAUAAUAACGGAAGAUACCAAAAGGGUGGCGGGUUUGUGAUAGAUGCUCCGUCUCUCGUGUCCCUAUACAUUCGAGAUUAUGUCCUUUACCACUUCCAUCGAAUUGAGCAUAUGCCUAAGUUAGAAGAAGCACAUGUUGACAUGAUUCAAACAGUACGUAACUACAAGUUUCUGAAAGCUUUUACUUGUGCCCGCUCGCUUACUCUAUGUUUAUCCUUUUCUGAGGUACGCACAUUACCACCACAUUUAUAUAUAUGAAUUAAAAGGAAUGAAAUGUUUGUCUUCACUUAUAUGUUGUUGUUGUUGUGUACAGGUUUUGUCUCCUUGUGGCAUGAUCUUCCACAACCUCGUUUAUCUGACACUGAAUACAUGUUUUCUUGGUUGGUGGGAUCUUCUCACUCAUAUGCUCCAAGAUUCUCCCAAGCUAGGAUCGCUCAAACUCAUUGAUGUAAGCAAUGCGGUUUUCUUUAAUUAAUUUUAUGCUUUUGAUCACCUCUCUCUAUAUAUGAUUGUUGAUGUUAAAAUUUUAAUGUUUGGUCUUCAUUAGGAACAUGAGCUUGCCGAGUUUACUAGUAUAGAAACCCCGGAUAGCUGGAAGCGACCGAGUUCUGUUCCCACGUGUUUGUUGCACAGUUUUGAAAUUUUCGAGUGGAAGGGUUACAAAGGUAGACGAGGAGAUGUAGACGUGGCCACCUACCUUAUAGCGAACGCUACUCGUUUGAAGAAAUCAAAAUUCUCGUCACAACCCCAUGAUGAUUCCGAGGGAGAUAGAAUACACCGCGACUUGAAUAGUUUGCAGGCGGCUUCAUCUCAUCUUA